Molecule: messenger RNA, 1170 nt
Organism: Verticillium dahliae VdLs.17
Lineage: Eukaryota; Fungi; Ascomycota; Sordariomycetes; Glomerellales; Plectosphaerellaceae
Product: acid phosphatase
Exons: 3
Coding region: 1-1170 (389 amino acids)
Biological process (GO): lipid metabolic process
Molecular function (GO): phosphoric diester hydrolase activity
Source: RefSeq, a predicted model, not a curated record
AUGCGUCUCAUCGCCCUCGUCCUCGUGCCCAUGGCGGCGGCCGCUUGCCACGCGAUGCGCCAAGGCGGCCUCACCUGGUCGUCAGCCACGCGCAUGAACCAGAUCCAGUGUAUCGGCUCUCACAACAGCUACCACCUGCAGCCGUCGCCCGAGGAGCUGGUGACUAUCGAGCAGUUCAUUCCAGGCUCCUCGCGGGACUUGAAAUACUCGCAAGCGGCGCUCGACAUUCAGCUCAACUAUCAGUCGAUCCGCAGCCUCGAGCUCGACGUAUACGCCGACCCUAAGGGCGGGCACUACGCCAAGCCGCUGAUCCGCAAGCUGGCCAAGCUUCCCUACGACAAAGACCCCCGCUGGCACGAGCGCGGCACCAAGGUGCUUCACAUAGCCGACGGCGACGUCCACACGACGUGUGUCACGCUGAAGCACUGCCUCGAGCUCGUCAAGGGCUGGAGCGACGCCCACCGCGCUCACAUUCCCCUGCCCAUCCUGAUCGAGUUCAACGAGUCUGACCCGGGGCUCGUGCUGCUCGGCGGCGCCAAGGCCAUCCCCUGGAACGACGAGAAGCUGCUCGCGGGCCUCGACGCCGAGAUCCGCGCCAUCUUCCCCGCCGACCGCCUCAUCGUGCCCGACGACCUGCGCCGCGGCGUCGGCGCCAACCUGACGCUCGAGGACGCCGUGCUGCAGCGCGGCUGGCCCGACCUCGACUCGGCCCGCGGCCGCGUCUUCUUCCUCAUGGACAACGGGCCCGUGUCGCCCAUCCGCACCGCCUACACGGCCGGCCACCCCAACCUCGAAGGCCGCGUCCUCUUCACCAACGCCGCCGAGGGCGACGCCGACUGCGCCUUCCGCAAGCUCAACGACCCCGCGGGCGCCGCCAACACGGCCGCCAUCCAGCGCGCCGUCCAGCUCAACUACUGGGUCCGCACGCGCGCCGACGUGCCCCUCGAGACCCUCUUCAGCAACGACACGACGGGCAUGCGCGACGCCGCCCUUGCGAGCGGCGCCCAGGUCGUGAGCACCGACUUUCAGCAGUACGGCAUGUCCAGCCCUUCGGGGGUCGACUACGCCGUCAGGCUCGAGGGCGGCCGCGCCGCGCGGUGCAAUCCCGUCGUGGGCCAGCAGUGCGUCGUCGACAAGCUGGAGCCUGAGUCGCUCUGCUUUGCCAUGUAA